This is a messenger RNA of Zingiber officinale, 911 nucleotides long. RefSeq names its product chaperone protein dnaJ 11, chloroplastic-like. Lineage: Eukaryota; Viridiplantae; Streptophyta; Magnoliopsida; Zingiberales; Zingiberaceae. The coding region runs from base 13 to 486 and encodes 157 amino acids. The record is from RefSeq and is a predicted model, not a curated record. The transcript has a single exon.
AUAGCCUGUGCCAUGUCGCUGGCCUCCUCCCAAUUCCUCGGCCACCGCCUCGCGCUUCCUCCCCGCUCCUCCGCCGCAUGCUUCUCUCCAUCCUCCCCCAUCUCGACCCGCUCCCUCGAUGUAUGCGCCUCUUACUCUGCCGGCACGGCCACCAUCGCAUCCCCUUUCUCCUCCUCCCUCUACGACGUGCUCGGAGUGCCCCCCACCGCCAGCACCCCGGAGAUCAAGGCUGCGUACCGGAGGCUCGCCCUUAAGUGUCAUCCGGAUGUGGUGGCCACCGGCCGCCGGGGCGCGUCCGCAGACGAGUUCAUGCGGGUCCAGACGGCCUACGCCACGCUCUCCGACAGCGAAAGACGCGCUGACUACGAUCGCCGAAUCACCGACUCGGCGGCGAUGCACGUAUUCAGUCCCCGUCAAGCGUACGCGCGGAGCACUUCGUUCCCAGGCUACAGCCGUCGCACGUGGGAGACGGACCAGUGCUGGUAGGGGAAGAAGCCAAGACGAGCCUAUCUAUCUGAUUCCCAAUUAAGCUGGGUUCCAUUGGAUUGUAUUUUUACGUACGGCCUGACCUCGUGUGCUAAUACUCAUCACUCUCGUGGUUGCGAGCGUAUUCGUCUUUUAUCACAAUGACUCUCGUGGUUGCAAAUUGGAGCUCGAGUCACCAUUAUUCAAAGCUUCAAGGGCAGCACCUACUGAACUUCUAUUUCUGAAAGUUUCAGGUUUCGCAACUGUACUACCCUCCUUGUCAGCCAUGAUUUCUUAGUUUCUGAAUACGUAUAUACAAAAAGGAGGAAAGAAAUCUUUACUUGUUAAAUACCGCAUGCCUUAUGCUUGUCUGAUCUAGUUUUUUCUGCAAUUCAGACAAAGAUUUGUGUAUAGCUCAUUGAUCGCAGCGAAUAUUGUUCUUUUAC